GGUUGCUAGGCAACCAGUUUAAAGGGCUAGUAAACAAUCCCAUUAUUACUUUUACCAGGAUUGUUGGCCUUUCAUAUAAACAGAUUUUGUCCUUCCAUGGCUGAAGUUCACAUUAUAGGCCAGAUUAGAGAGGCAAAAGAUUUUCCAAAGCAGCAUUUAUUUUGUAAAUGGCACUUGCACACAGGUAGGAAGUUACAAAAUUCAAAACUUGACACGGUGCCCUCAUUUUUCCAAACUUUAGGUAAUAAUUGGAAGGUGAUCGAAGGUAAGUGCGAAGGACAAACCCAAGUGGCAUGGUCGCAGUUUGAUCAGGCAUGCAGGUGGUCAUUUCCCAUUGAUAUACACCUAGCUACAGCUGGAUUGCAAGGUUGGCCAAAAAUCUACAUUGAAGUAUAUCAUCUAGACUGGUUGGGCAGAGCUCACCUGUUUGGCUACGGCCUCAUCAUAGUUCCGUCCAGUCCAGGUAACCAUAAUUUAGACUGUUAUACCUGGAGACCUUUUGGCAGCCUUAAGGAACGCUUCACUCAAUUCUUUUUAGGUGGAGGUGUUCAUCUGAGGUAUCCUGAUUGGAUUCUCUCUCCGGGCGAGAGAUACAAACUAUCUACUGAGGCUAUGGGAGUUGUCUCAUUCGACUUGAGCGUUAUAUUGAGAAAUUUUACGAACUAUGGAGUGGAAUAUCAGUAAGAGAGGAUCCAUAACAGCUGUUGGGCUAUUAGUGACACUCCUUAUCGUUGCUGAAGCAAAGGACAAUAAUUCGCCUAGCACCAGCACUGUCAGCAGCAAAUCAUCUGAAGUUCCUACCACUGACGACACGCUGGAAGGUGAACUAAAUGCUACGGAAUCUAUAACUGUUCCAUCGUUCUGUGAUAUCAAUAGCACUGAAUGUGGGAACUUUAGCACAGAACUUAUCAAUGUCACCACCACUUCACUUCCAGCGAGCACAACCAGUACUCCAGAACGAAGGAAGUUAGAAAGAAGGAAGUUCAAGAAUAACGAAUUAUGUUUUUGUGAUUUGGAAUUGAACAUCUGUGAUCUAAACUGCUGUUGUGACCAAGACUGUAGCCAAAAUGACAAAUUAGUGUUCUCGCAUUGCGAAACUGAAACUCAUACCUACGACACGAGAUACUGUUCAUAUGUGAAACACAUGUACGUCAACAACACGCCUUUUGAGCUACAGGUCAACCAGAAUGGUUUGUUUUGUGUUCUGAAGAGUAAUUUUCCAGCAUCUUAUAUUGUUCAAAGGGAAGAGCCUCUUUUAACAUUUAGUGCUGCAGAGAAAGAACAGCUGGGAAAGUUUUCAUGGACAAAGCAUACAAAACCACCUGACAUACAGUUUAACGUCAGUGAAAAAUUUGUACAGGGAAGUAAUGUAUGGAUAGUCACAAAGAAAGGAAUUGACAAGUUGGUGAUUCCUAGGAAGUUUUUCACCAACAGAUGCGAAUCAUCCCAAGAAGUGGAAAACCUCAAAAAUAAACAUAGCCAAUGUCUUCAAACAGACAUAGAUAGAGAUAAUAAUUAUUUGAACCUUAAGAGCUAUUUUGAGGGCCAAUACGUGAUAACUGCACCAAAACAUGUGAACUUAACUAAUUACAGAAGAGGAAUAUUUCAGGAUUGCCCUAGAAACAUUUGUUUGGCAAUAACACCUAAAAUAUGCGAGGAGCAUUUCACCAACUGUAAAAAUAUCUCACAAAACGACACUAGGUUGAGUAUUACUUGUAAUCUUGAUAUCAGGCACAAUCAAACCGUUUGCAAGAACCUUGUCAAAAGGAUUGAGUAUAAGUUAUAUUACAACGGUAGUGAAGGUUACAAAAAAAUAGAAGUGCUGACAGAAUUAGCUAGCAUAAUUUACGAUUUCGAUGACAAAUCCACGGAGUUUGAGCAAGAGUUUCUUGUUAGUUUUUGGUGGUUGAAUCAAACCAGAAAUUUGUCUGCUCUUCAGAGUGGAAAUCCUGGGUAUUUAAUUGGAAAACCACUGAAGAUAGGAAAGAUGGUCAAUAUUGGAAACAGCACUCACAUAAAGUUGAAAAUCAAGAGAAAUCCUUAUGAUUAUCGUAGCAAUUUUCUUACAUUACCUGAAAACUUUGAUGGAAAUUGUAUUUUGAAUAAUUUCACAUUUUAUCCAAUCGAGUUUGGAUAUAACGUACUGAGGAGAUGUAAAAUAAAAAGUCAGGUUGUGAAUACAAAAAGGAACAUAAAUGGCACGGAGAUUUGUAGGAACAUUCAGGCUGAGAUUUUGAGAAUGUGGAACGCAGAUAAUGAAAAUACAACAGUAGGAAUGUUUGGAAAUUCCAAUGUUAGCCGCUUGGAAGAAUGGUGGAAGAUAUUGUACAAAACUCCUCCAUUUGUUGUACUCAAUAGCACUAAAGGCAAGUUUGAUACGAAGUUGAACCAGACUAAAUGUUUUGGUUUGAUUUCCAACAUCAUCAUUAGUAUAUUUCACUCAAGAAUUGAGGUCGGUACGUUGAGAAAUCAAGAAAAGAUUCUAGGGGUAACUUUUGCCUUUGGAGGCUUUGUGAACAAGACAUUUUCUUAUCAAAGAAAUAUUACUAAAUUCGAUUUGGAUUUGAAGCAUGAAGUGGUGUUUUAUGACAUAUCUACAGAGAAAAGGCGGAAGUUUGUGGAUCCGCCUGGUAUUGACAUAAAAUUACCUUAUGAUUUUUUCUACCCGUUUGUGAAGUUAAACAAUGGUGUGGAUAGCUUUAAGAUUCUUCACGUGUGUUGGUUGAUUGUCGUGGGCUUAGUCCUAAUUAUAUUUUGAUAAUAAAGUUUUACACAGCCGCC
Acanthoscelides obtectus is the source of this 2781-nucleotide messenger RNA. The record is from the annotation of a GenBank genome assembly. Lineage: Eukaryota; Metazoa; Arthropoda; Insecta; Coleoptera; Chrysomelidae.